AUGUCUGAAAGCUUAUGCUAUGCAAUACACGGCUCCUCGCCAUCCCAGAUAUCUGUGGACCUUCCAUGUGGAGUCACAAACUCCACCCAUCCGCACGUUACAUGCUGCGUUAACGGUGAUUACUGCUUGAGUAACUCAUUUUGCGCACACACUCGACCAGACGGAUCCCAAGGCUUUUACAAUGCCGACUGUACCGAUCCGAAAUUAGAAGAUCCUAUCUGUGGAACUCGAUGCGGUGGCCGAGGUCUGUCUGAUUUAGUCUACAAUGAAACAACCGGCUACUGGGCCUGUUGUUGGAAUUCCAUCACCAAGGAAAAUGACUGCAAACACCCCUCUAAUGAGAUAUAUCCUGCGCCCGCUCCUUCCGAGCUCAAAACGAUCCAAUACCUCCCAAAACUUGGAUCAGGCACGCCUACAUAUGCAACUGUGACAGCGACAGCAUCUGAAGCCUCAGGCGAAACAUCGUCAGAGGAGUCAGAGGCUGAUAUUUCAUCAGACGGUAUCAGUGCUGGUGAGGCUGCCGGAAUCGGCGUUGGGGUGGGAAUGGGUAUAAUCCUCAUUGCCGCGUUAGCAUUCGUAUUAUUUUUUCGCAAAAGAGCAACUAAAAUUGAGCGUCGUAUCUCGCCUUUCGACAGCGAUAGCCCAGGGCAGCCAGAGUAUUCUCAACAAGUUUAUGAACUAGAUAAAAACCAAGCGCCAACACCAGAACUUGAUAUUACCCCCUAA
Molecule: messenger RNA, 726 nt
Organism: Aspergillus tanneri
Lineage: Eukaryota; Fungi; Ascomycota; Eurotiomycetes; Eurotiales; Aspergillaceae
Exons: 2
Coding region: 1-726 (241 amino acids)
Source: RefSeq, a predicted model, not a curated record